AUGACAAAUGAAAUGACAAAAAAAAGAGCACAACCUACUCUUCAAACAAGGGAUAAUAAAAAUGAAGAAAUAGAAAACAGUAAUAAUGUUAUGCCAGUAAAUUUAACAGAAACAAAAAGGUUAUUGACAGACAUAACAUCAACUCGAAAUGAAGAAGAAAAAGACAAGAAAGAAAAGGAUAUUGAAAGACUAAAAGAAGAAAAUAAAACAAUGAAAACAAUGAUACAAGAACAACAAAUAGAAAUUAAUCAAUUAAAAGAAAGAAUUGAACAAUCCAAUCAAUUAAUACGUCAAAUACUUCAAAUAUUAACUAAAUAG
Messenger RNA from Entamoeba nuttalli P19, 318 nucleotides. RefSeq lists its product as hypothetical. The record is from RefSeq and is a predicted model, not a curated record. Bases 1 to 318 code for a protein of 105 amino acids. NCBI's taxonomy places the organism in Eukaryota, Evosea, Mastigamoebida, Endamoebidae. The transcript has a single exon.